CCCAGCUUCACUCCCCAUUCCCAGCGUACAUGACCUAUAGGACAUCACACUUAUUUACAUAUACUUAUAGAGUGAGAAAGUAGUGAGGUCUAGAGAGAGAAAGAAAUGGGUCUCCUCUAUUUCAUCACAGCUAUCUUACUGGCUGUUAGUACUUCAGUCAGCUCCUGCCCGCCGUCAGACCGGGCAGCUCUUCUCGCCUUCAAAAAUGCCCUCCGCGAGCCUUACUUGGGCAUCUUCAAUUCAUGGACGGGCACUGACUGUUGCCACAACUGGUACGGCGUCAGCUGCGACCCGUCGACCCGCCGCGUCGCCGACAUCAACCUCCGGGGCGAGUCCGAAGACCCCAUCUUCGUGAAAGCCGGCCGGACCGGUUUCAUGACCGGUUCGAUCUCUCCGACCAUAUGCAGACUGAACCGGCUCUCCAGCAUCACCAUCGCCGACUGGAAGGGCAUCACCGGAACAAUCCCGCGAUGCAUUUCGUCGUUGCCAUUCCUCCGAAUCCUCGACUUGAUCGGAAACAAAAUCGCCGGCGAGAUUCCAGCCGAUAUCGGCCGACUGAGUCGACUCACCGUGUUGAACGUGGCCGACAAUCAAAUAUCCGGGCCGAUACCCAGAUCCAUCUCCAACCUCUCCUCAUUGAUGCACUUGGAUCUCCGAAACAACCUGAUCUCGGGCUCCAUUCCGCGAAACAUCGGUAAGCUCCGAAUGCUGAGUCGGGCUUUGCUGAGCCGAAACCGACUCAGUGGUUCAAUUCCAACCUCCAUAUCCUACAUAUACCGAUUAUCGGAUUUGGAUCUUUCUCUGAAUUAUUUUUCUGGUUCAUUACCCGAAUCUCUCGGAAAAAUGGCGGUUCUUGCCACGUUGAAUGUCGAUGGGAAUCGGAUUUCGGGUGCUGUACCUCCGAGUUUUAUCAAUUCGGGUAUAAGUAUAUUGAAUUUGAGCCGAAAUGGGCUGGACGGUAAUAUACCCGACGUUUUUGGGCCGAGAUCUUAUUUUACCGCUAUCGAUCUAUCGUAUAAUAGGCUGAGAGGACCGAUUCCAAAAUCCAUAUCUGGGGCCAGCUAUAUCGGCCACUUGGAUCUCAGUCACAACCACCUAUGUGGGCCCAUUCCAGCCGGUUCGCCGUUCGAUCAUCUCGAAGCGUCGUCGUUUACUUACAAUGAUUGUCUAUGUGGAAAGCCACUAAGAUCUUGUUAGAAAGCGUUUUGAUAAUGAUGGAAGCUCAGAUCCUCUGUAAUACAAAAUUAAAUUGGCGUGUUAUGAACCGUUUAAUACAGUAUAACACUCGUAUAGACUGCAUCGGAUAACACUGAGUUGGAUCACAGUGUGAUGAAUAUAUAUUUGUAAUAUGCAAGAGUGAAUUUUACUUGUGUUUAUUAUAUUAGUACGAGAAUAAUGUUUUGUUUUGUUUUCUUGGGUACUCUGAUGUUGUGAGCUUCGUGCAUGUAAUUGACAUUAGAAGACAAUUAUAUAUGACAAGUGAAGUGGUCACUAGUUAGUUA
Messenger RNA from Cornus florida, 1502 nucleotides. Its product is annotated as DNA damage-repair/toleration protein DRT100-like. Bases 106 to 1197 code for a protein of 363 amino acids. The transcript has a single exon. Lineage: Eukaryota; Viridiplantae; Streptophyta; Magnoliopsida; Cornales; Cornaceae. Gene Ontology annotation, molecular function: protein binding. The record is from RefSeq and is a predicted model, not a curated record.